This is a messenger RNA of Colletotrichum orchidophilum, 267 nucleotides long. RefSeq lists its product as uncharacterized. The record is from RefSeq and is a predicted model, not a curated record. Lineage: Eukaryota; Fungi; Ascomycota; Sordariomycetes; Glomerellales; Glomerellaceae. The transcript is spliced from 2 exons. Bases 1 to 267 code for a protein of 88 amino acids.
AUGAUGGUAGCCGCUGUCGAUGCAGCCGAUGAGGUCAGGGAAUCAUCCACUAACGACCUCGUAUCAAAUCAACGCCCGACAUUCCUCUGCAAGCCGCCGCCGUGCCAGUCGAGUGAGGCGAAGUUAAAGCAGGCAUUGACGACAAGGACAACCGAGCUCUGGUGGGACGCAGGAGACCGCGGACAGUUUAAGCUCGAAUGGGCAACCGGUGAGUCGGGAGCCUCGCUUGUGGAUGGUCGCUCGACAGGCCAAAGACUCGACCCGUAG